GUACAGGAAGGCCGCGCUGAAAUGGCACCCGGAUAAAAACCCAGACAACAAGGAAUACGCUGAGCAGAGGUUCAAGGAGAUUGCCGAGGCAUACGAAGUGCUGUCAGACAAGCAGAAGCGUGAUGUCUACGACCGUUAUGGCAAGGAUGGACUCAUGGGGGCAGCAGGACCAGGGGGCUCCAGGGCCGAUGCCGGGGCCCCCGAAUUCACCUUCACCUUCCGCAGUGCUCACGACGUCUUCCGGGAGUUCUUUGGCGGGCGAGACCCCUUUGCUGACUUCUUUGGUGGCCCUGGGGGGGGUCACCAUGGNNNNGGGCACUUCUUUUCCCCCUUCCCAGGAUCCUCAGAUUUCUUCGCCUCAUCCUUCAGCUCCGGCGCCGAUGCAGGGCUGGGCUUCCGCUCCGUCUCCACCUCCACCACCUUCGUUAACG
Molecule: messenger RNA, 431 nt
Organism: Balearica regulorum gibbericeps (East African grey crowned-crane)
Lineage: Eukaryota; Metazoa; Chordata; Aves; Gruiformes; Gruidae
Source: RefSeq, a predicted model, not a curated record